Molecule: messenger RNA, 1710 nt
Organism: Peniophora sp. CBMAI 1063
Lineage: Eukaryota; Fungi; Basidiomycota; Agaricomycetes; Russulales; Peniophoraceae
Source: the annotation of a GenBank genome assembly
AUGUCCAAUAUACUAAUACAGGCUACCGAAGUUCUUGACCACAUCUUCGACGAAAUAGACCGACGCGAAGACCUGCUUUCGUUCGCAUUAACAUGCGCGCGCCUCCGCGAUAUCAUCAUCGCCUCGCACCUCCCAUACCGCCGAGUCGUCAUUUCAAUGUAUUUCCAACCGUUCUUCGACCUCAUCAAGGCCAGGCAGGAUCUUGCGGGGCGUGUGCGCGAGCUGACACUCGUCAAUCUUCACCCACAAGUCGUUGUUCCCCGCGCGCACGCCUUCCGUAGGGACUUUCCCGCGUCACGCUUACUCUUCGCGUCCGGUUACGAUGACGAGUUUUUGUACAACGGAAACUAUGAAACGCGGGCCAGGCUACCGUUCGACAUCCGCACCACGCUCGACGACGCCCUCAUGUACCUCCCUCGAUUGCGUUGCCUACAGUUUCGUGGAGACACUGGGAAACUUCCGCUGGAGCGCAUCAUAACAACCCAUCAUGAUCUGCUCGAAGGUUUCUCUCUGGACGGAAGCUACUUGGUCCGCGCCCCGGGAGACACUCCAUUCCCGCUACUAACUUCGGACUUAUGGACGAUGGCAGGGCUACGCACCUUAGAACUAUCUAUGACGCUGAAUUUCUCGUAUUGGAACCCGUUUUGUGAUGUUCUGGGUCGUUCUCCAAUGCUAGAGACGCUUUCCGUUCCGCUCUUCAGCCACUCGAUAGAUGAUGGUCUCCAUCACAUCCCACAACUGUCGUAUCUCCGACACGUAUCGGUACACAAUCUUGCUCGUGACGGCGACGACGUUAUAUCCCAACGCAUAUACGAUUUCUUGAAUGGCCACCGGUCCAUUGAAGAGUUGAGUUGGCAGUCGAGUGUUUCAGUAGUUCCACUGAGGGUUCCACGAUUGCCAACAUUGAAGCGAAUGCUGAACAUGAGCCACGUACAUGCAUUAGCCUGCAGACCCUCCGAUCGUAGCAACCGCCGUGUUCUCACCAAGACUCUAGAGACCAUCUCACUCGCGAUGAUCUUCCUUCGCAACGACGAUCCGGCCCUCGAGUGGACCUGGAAAACCGUGUGCCUUGCCUUCCCAACAUCUUUGCGCUCCCUGCACAUUGUGCAUACCGCGUUCGAGAGCUAUGCCAUGUUGGAUGCGCUCUGUAGAUCGUUCCCCGGGCUUGAGGAACUCUACUUACCGGACCAGGGCUCGCCUUACAGGAUUCAAGUCGCGGAGGCGGUGGCACGCACUUAUCAAUCCCAUCACCCGCUACAAAUAUCGAUGGUGAACAGAUGCCCGCCUAUCACGGAGAUAAUGGAGAGGUUCCCCAGGCUAUCAUCCGUGGCGGGUGUAGACAUAGGGAUGGACGUCCAAACCCAACGUAUGAGGGCCUAUCAUACUUCUACCACAGGAACCAUCCCGACAUACAUCAACAUGGGCAUGUUCCACGACGUAGUGCGUAGUCUCGUCAGUUUGCGCGAGCGAUACCCGCGUCUUCGCUCGGUCAACGGGUGGCAUCUGGAUACCGAUCUCGCACGGGAGGUCAUCAUGGGCGUACAUCCUGGCUCGAUGACAUACAGAGACGGGAUAGGCGUCCAGGUAGUGCUGACACGCGAAAGCAUCUGUGUACGCUAUUCAGGUCCGUCAUCCGGUUCUCUACCAGUGCCGCUGCAGUUCAACCGUCCCCGCCCUAUACCACGAACAUAUUACCGGAACGGAUAUUAG